GCCGCCCGAUUCAGCCACCGAAACCCUAAGCCGGAGCAAAACCCUCGGCCUCCCAUAAGUAGCCUCCUCCUGCCACCCCGCCGCCACUUCCUUCUCUCCCACCUCUCCACGGCGGCGGCCUCUCCUCCCUCCUCCCACGCACACGCAGGUCAUCGAGAUGUCGGCGGCGGAGGCGAAGGCGGCGGUGGUGCCGGAGUCGGUGCUCCGGAAGCGCAAGCGCGAGGAGCAGUGGGCGGCGGACAAGAAGGAGAAGGCGCUCGCCGACAGGAAGAAGGCGCUCGAGAGCCGCAAGAUUAUCUUCGCCCGCGCCAAGCAGUACGCGCAGGAGUACGACGCCCAGGAGAAGGAGCUUGUGCAGCUCAAGCGUGAGGCCCGGUUGAAGGGUGGGUUCUAUGUCAGCCCUGAGGCCAAGCUUCUGUUUGUGAUUCGCAUCCGUGGUAUCAAUGCCAUGCACCCCAAGACCCGCAAGAUCUUGCAGCUUCUGCGUUUGAGGCAGAUCUUCAAUGGUGUCUUCCUCAAGGUUAACAAAGCUACCAUUAACAUGCUGCGCAGGGUUGAGCCAUAUGUUGCAUAUGGGUACCCGAACCUGAAGAGUGUUAGGGAAUUGAUCUACAAGAGAGGUUAUGGGAAGCUGAACAAGCAGAGGAUUCCUCUGAGCAACAACAAUGUCAUUGAGGAGGGCCUUGGGAAGCACAACAUCAUCUGCAUUGAGGAUCUUGUCCAUGAGAUCAUGACCGUUGGCCCACACUUCAAGGAGGCCAACAACUUCCUCUGGCCAUUCAAGCUGAAGGCACCGCUCGGUGGCCUGAAGAAGAAGAGGAACCACUACGUUGAGGGUGGUGAUGCUGGCAACCGUGAGAACUACAUCAAUGAGCUCAUCAAGAGGAUGAACUAGGUUCUUGUAUCCUGUGAGAAUGAUUUCAAUGUCUGAGAAGUUAUACUCUAGGGAGUCAAUGCUGGAUCAUGACGGAUGUGCAAUUUUGGCAUUCCAAACAGAAUGUAGGCUUGCUCUUUCAGUAAGACUUCCAAUAGGAUUUUGCUGUUCCAAACAGAAUGUAGACCUGUACCCGUUUAUUUUUCGGUUCUUUCUUGAGGUUGAUGGUUGAUGUGUAUGCUCUCGUUUUAUCACGUUUCUUAGCUUCA
Setaria italica (foxtail millet) is the source of this 1143-nucleotide messenger RNA. RefSeq names its product 60S ribosomal protein L7-3. Gene Ontology annotation, cellular component: cytosolic large ribosomal subunit. Lineage: Eukaryota; Viridiplantae; Streptophyta; Magnoliopsida; Poales; Poaceae. Gene Ontology annotation, biological process: maturation of LSU-rRNA from tricistronic rRNA transcript (SSU-rRNA, 5.8S rRNA, LSU-rRNA). The record is from RefSeq and is a predicted model, not a curated record. Gene Ontology annotation, molecular function: RNA binding; structural constituent of ribosome. The coding region runs from base 158 to 895 and encodes 245 amino acids. The transcript is spliced from 6 exons.